Messenger RNA from Cuscuta epithymum, 3333 nucleotides. Lineage: Eukaryota; Viridiplantae; Streptophyta; Magnoliopsida; Solanales; Convolvulaceae. The record is from the annotation of a GenBank genome assembly.
CGCCCAUCCGCGCAAGACUACAAACCACCUGCGCCCAGCGACGACUUCUCACGGAACUCAGGACGACGACAGACCACAGACCACCACUGCUCUGGAGUAAAGCCGUGAAGGACGGAAAGAGGACGACGAAGGACUGAGCGUUCCAAGCGCCAGGCCGCCACUGCCCACCGCGGCCCGCCUCCACAGUCCGGUACUCCGCGCGGCUGCGCCCACUACUAUCCUAUUGCCGGCCGCCGGCGCAGGUCCAAUGUUUGUCUCUUAUAGGAUACGAUUUUACGAAAGGUAAGAAGAAUAUACCGAAAAGAAGUUUGGCAUUAUGAAGAAGUUGUCCAAGGCAACAUCUGUGUGGUCGUUUGGACGCCAUAAUUAUUAUUCGACGGCUGCUUCAAAUGCUGCCACGUUUUUCAACAAAUACGUAGAUAAGAGCAAUGUCUUCUCCUGGAACUCUGUCAUUGCCGAGCUAUCUAGGAGUGGAGAUUCAAUUGAGGCGCUUCGGGCUUUCUCUUCUAUGCGAAAGUUAUCUGUAACACCAAAUCGUUCGUCAUUUCCAUGUGCCAUAAAAUCGUGUGCUGCCCUUCGCGAUCUUUCUUCCGGCAGGCAGUUCCACCAGCAAGUUUUCAUCUUCGGGUAUGGGUCUGACCUUUUCGCUUCCUCGUCGCUAAUUGAUAUGUACUCCAAGUGUGGUGAGCUCAAAGAAGCAAGAUUACUGUUCGAUGAAAUUCCUAAACGAAAUGUUGUUUGUUGGACGUCUAUGAUUACAGGGUACAUGCAAAGUGACCUCCCCCGUGAUGCUCUCUUUCUUUUCAAAGAACUUUUGGUUGAAGAGAGUGAGAGCCUGGGAGAGAAGGAAGUGUAUGUUGAUGCAGUAGCAUUGGUUUCAGUUCUAUCCGCUUGUUCUCGGGUUUCAGGGAAAACUAUAACACAGGGGGUUCAUGGGUUUGCAAUGAAAAGGGGGCUUGAUGAGCAUUUGGGUGUAGGGAACACAUUGAUUGAUGCUUACGCCAAGUGCAGUGAGGUGGGGUUGUCAAGGAAGGUGUUUAAUGAGAUGUCUGAGAAGGAUGUCAUCUCUUGGAACUCAAUGAUCGCAGUUUAUGCGCAAAGUGGGCUUUCCUCUGAGGCAAUAGAAACGUUUCAUUUGCUGGCGAGAGAUCAAGAAGUUAAAUUCAAUGCUGUCACAUUGUCCACCCUGCUAUUGGCAUGUGCACAUGCUGGAGCCCUCCAUUCUGGGAAGUGCAUACAUGAUCAGGUCAUAAAAAUGUGUUUGGAAGAUAAUGUAUAUGUCGCAACCUCAAUCAUUGACAUGUAUUGCAAAUGUGGCAGACUAGUGAUGGCUAGGAAGGCAUUUGAUCGUAUGAAAGAAAAGAAUGUGAAGUCGUGGUCUGCCAUGAUUGCUGGCUAUGGGAUGCAUGGCCGAGCUAAGGAAGCUCUUAAUGUCUUUUAUGAGAUGAACCAUGCUGGGGUGACUCCAAAUUACAUUACAUUUGUUUCAAUCUUAACUGCUUGUGGCCAUGCUGGUUUGCUAAAUGAAGGAUGGCAUUGGUUUAGAGCCAUGGAACACAGAUUCCAUAUACAGCCUGGGCUGGAGCAUUAUAGUUGCAUGGUUGAUCUGCUUGGGCGUGCUGGCUAUCUCACAAAAGCAUAUAAUCUAAUCAAUGAAAUGAAGGUGAUACCAGAUUCUGUUGUUUGGGGUUCUCUUCUUGCUGCUUGCCGAAUGCACAAAAAUGUAGAGCUUGCAGAAAUUUCUGCCAAUAAAUUAUUUGAAAUAGACUCAACUAACUGUGGGUAUUACGUCUUGCUUUCACAUAUAUAUGCUGAUGCCGGAAGGUGGAAGGAUAUGGAAAGGAUGAGAAUUAUUAUGAAAAAUAAAGGGUUAACAAAAACUCCAGGGUUUAGUCUUGUUGAACUGAAAGGUCUGGUACAUGUAUUUCUGGUAGGAGAUAGACAACAUUGUCAACAUGAGAAGAUUUAUGCAUAUUUGAAUGAGUUGUCCAUAAAGUUGAAAGCCAUUGGCUACACACCAAACAUGACUUCGGUUCUUCAUGAUGUUGAUGAAGAGGAGAAAGGAUUGGUAUUACAAGUUCACAGUGAGAAGUUGGCUGUUGCUUUUGGGAUAUUGAAUUCUAUCCCUGGUGCAACUAUCCAUGUGAUUAAGAAUCUUAGGAUAUGUAGUGACUGUCAUACUACAAUUAAGCUCAUAACCAAGAUUAUUGAUCGGCAAAUUGUUAUUAGAGACUCCAAACGAUUCCACCAUUUCAAGGAUGGAUUGUGUUCAUGUGGGGACUACUGGUGAGGUGAUUAAAAUGGUUUAGUCAGAGGCAGAGAAGCACUUGUGGAACAUUUACUGUUGAGAGACUACUCGUGGAACACUUCGGUCAGUUUGGGAGUUGGGUUUUUGAGGGAUUUGGAGGGCCAAGUGUCUUGAUAUACAUGGCAAGUAAGAAUGUAGUUUUAUCUGUGGCAAACUACAGGCAAAGCAUGGAGGACACCUUGCCUUUUUGAAGGACUUACUGCAUCUAGCUUGUGUAAAAUAAGUGCAUCAUGUUAGGCAAGUCAGCAAGUGAAAAUGAGUUGACUUUAUAUGUGGAUCUGAAGUCACUCUUGGGGGCUGAAAGUUGUAAUUAAUGCAGAGUAUUAUGCUUUUAUUCUGUUUGCUUAAACCAGGAUGAAAAUAAGGCAUAAGCUCCACUUUUCAUUGCUGAACAGACAUGUAGUUGCAACAAGAGAGGAUGUUGGUACUACCCCCCUAAAGCCUUUUUCCUUGAGAAGCAUUUUGAGUCCAUAUUUCAAGAGUGUACAUGCAAAACUUUUGGUUUAUGAUUCCUCUUCUGAAGAACAAAUUAUUUCGGGAGUUCUUGAUUUGGUGACUGCGUACAUCCGACCCCCCCUUACCCCCCUCCGUCCCCUUUUAAAUGUCCCGGAAGAGGGCGACACGAGUUUUAAGAAAAGUGAGUUUGUAUGAUUGAUAAUAAUUGAUAAAGUAAGAAUAAAGUAAAAAUGAUUUUGAGACACAAACUUUACCAAAUAAGGUAUAGGACAAUUAAAUAGGGACAUCCCAAUAUGGUAAAAUGGGACAUUUAAAGGGGACGGAGGGGGUAUGUUUCAACAACAAUUGUAUGAAAUUCGAGAAAGUAUUGCGAAUGCAAUAUGGGAUGAUUAUGAUGUAUGAGAUGGUGAAGUCGUUGUUCUAAUCAAAAUAAUGUCAUUUAUUGAAGGGAGAAGGGAAAAAUAAGUCCUCGAAACAGCGAAGUAUAUUUUAGAAAAUCAUUUGACUGCCUUCCCGGUUUUAUUUUUAAUUGAAAUUUGGUAUGGGUAAUUUAGACUUAAUGAAGAAGA